AUGCACGUCUCAGUCGGCAUGAACGCAGCUAAGCUGUUUUUCGCAGCGACAACCGUGGCGGCGGCAGCGAUCCCUGACAGUGCAGCGAACCACAUCAUACACAAAGAUGUGGUUGUUCUGGGCGGUGGUGCCUCUGGGGCACAUGCGGCUGUGAGACUGCGGGAGGACUAUGGGAAGACUGUGGUCAUUGUCGAGAAACAGGAGAAUCUGGGUGGCCAUGUUGAAACAUACAUUGACCCAGUUUCCGGAAAACCCUACGACUAUGGCGUCAACUCGUACACAGAGUAUGGGGGCGCGGAGGCGUUCUUCACCCGCUUCAAUGUCUCUCUCCAGACGCCCGUCCGGCUCUCCUUGACAACCACAUUUGCUGACUUCAAGACCGGCUCUGUCCUUGACGGCUAUGUAGCCCCUGCUGCGGCAAACGUGACCGCCGCACUUGAGAAGUACUUGGAGAUCUGCGAGCGUUACGAGGACCUAUUCCUUCCUUCGUAUGCCAAUUUCCCAGCACAAGAUGUACCCGAAGACUUGCUCUUGCCCUUCGGAGACUUUGUGGUGAAGUACGGCCUCGAGGCAAUCGUGCCUCGAGUCUUCCAGGUGACGGGACUCGGUUUGGGAAAUGUGGUCGACGAACUUACGCUUUAUGUGAUGCAAGCAUUCGGUGCUCCCAUCGUCAGAACUUUCGUUGGGAAAGCCAAUUCGUGGGUGCCCACAACUAAGAGGAACCAAGACCUCUAUGACAACAUUGCUGCCCUCUUAGGAGAUGAUGUUCUGUACUCCAGUACUGUCGUUUCCUCCCACCGGUCCUGCCACGGCGUGCAGCUCCUCGUUGAAGGCGCCAGUGGACAGCGCACUCUGAUCAAGGCCAAGCGGCUGCUCAUCUCCUUUUCGCCGACUGCCGAAAACCUCGCGCCCUUUGACCUCGACAAGACUGAGCAGGACAUCUUCUCGGUCUGGGGUAAAGGUGCUGUCUUUGCGGGUAUCGCUACACAUCCUUCGCUCCCCGUCAACUACUCGAUUGUCAACUACCCGACUUCCGUCAUUCCAAGCAACUGGCUCGAACUGCCCGACGCCCCUUUCGUCGGACGAUUUGAAUAUUUGGGCGACUCCAAUUUCCGCGUGCUAGUGACGGGCACAGCGGACGAUGAGAUCCCUGAGGCGCAGGCUUUGGCUCAGGAGGCUUUCAACAAGUUGGCAGCUGCGGGAACCAUCGAAGACACUCAGGGCAAACCACUCGAGUUCCCGGCCCUCGCGGCCCAUAUCGGUAUACAUCCCCACCUGUCGGUGGAAACGCUGCAGUCAGGUUUCUACAAGAAGCUUUACGCGCUCCAGGGUCGCAAGUCGACAUUCUAUACCGGUGGCGCUUGGACGGCGGACUUCACUACUAUUCUGUGGGAGUACAACAACCAGUACCUGUUGCCCAGGCUGCUGGAGAGUUUUGGUCAGCACAACCAGACCUCGUGA
Molecule: messenger RNA, 1461 nt
Organism: Neoarthrinium moseri
Lineage: Eukaryota; Fungi; Ascomycota; Sordariomycetes; Amphisphaeriales; Apiosporaceae
Exons: 2
Coding region: 1-1461 (486 amino acids)
Molecular function (GO): oxidoreductase activity
Source: RefSeq, a predicted model, not a curated record